AUGACGGCCGGGUGCCGAGCUGCUGAAACGGGUCGCUGAAGGGUAACGAAAAGCACAGUAUUCAGGUUGCUUCUCAUCAGGAAGAUGGUGAACCUACACUACAAGACAUGGCUCUACUUAUUGAACAAGUCACUGGUGUUCCCGUUCCUUUUCAGAAACUGAUAUACAAAGGAAAGUCUCUGAAAGAAAUGGAACAACCUUUGUCAGCACUUGGUGUUAAAAACGGUUGCAAAGUCAUGUUGAUUGGGAAAAGGAAUAGUCCAGAGGAAGAGGCUGAAUUAAAGAAGUUAAAAGAUUUGGAGAAGUCAGUGGAGCAAAUAGCUAAUAAGUUAGAGGAAGUUAAUAAAGAGUUCACAAGUAUCCAGAAGGGUUUUUUAGCAAAGGAUCUCCAGGCAGAAGCUCUGAAAAAGCUGGACAAGAGGAUAAAAGGAACUGCAGAGCAGUUCAUGAAGGUCCUGGAACAGAUAGAUGCCAUUCUCUUGCCCCUGUAUUUCUCCAAAAGGCUACUUGGCAGCAUCUAUUUCUAAAUGGUGACAUUAAUGCCUGUGUAUGCAUCCCCAUUCUACAGAAGAGCUUCAUAUUGGGCAACAGCCUGUUAAGACUACAUGAAAUGGGUAUCCUUUACUCAAGUUUUACCCUUGUAGUUUGUCUUGACAAAACCUGUUACGUUAAACUUUAUGGUAACAGUGAAGGUCUUGAGGGGACGGCAUAAAAAAAAAAGCAGAAGCACUUUUUCUUUAUUGCUUAAGAACAAGGAGAAUUUUCCUGAAUUCCUGAAGAAUUUUCUGGUCAGUCCUAUGUGGACUGACAGUACUUUUAUUCAAGAUGUCUGCAUACUGAGGACUGGGUUCUUUAUCUGAAAUGUUCUGGAGUUUAUCCAAGCACUUCACAGACAUUAAUGGAUCAUAACCGUGCAAUAUCCUUCUAGAGUAUAAUAUGUAUCUCUCUGUGUAAUGUGGGAACUGAGAGCUAGGUGAGAAUAAGGGACUUGCCCUAGAUGGUGACUACUAGGGUGUUUUGUUAUUCAGUUUCUGCGUCUGUUGGGUCAUUCUCUUUCACUUCGUUGUCUAAUUCUGUUGCGUAUCGUGAUCAUAAAUUCCUAUUCUGAAGGAACACCAUGCUGCUUUUCUGUGGUAGUGAUGUAUUUGAGUUGACUCCUUUUGCCCAAUGACCCUUUAUGGGUUUAUUUCAGCAAGUUUUUAUACAAAUAUCUACAGUCUGUGAAACAAAUGGAUUUUAAUCGAUUGGUAUUUUGAAAAAGUUGAGCAGCCAGCUAUGUCAAAGAGUAAUUUUUUGAAUUGGCCCGCAUUGUAUGGUUUGUGUUGUUGGGAGUGGCGGGGAGCUUGCUAACUUAUUUCUUCCUUUCAUACCCUGCAACUUUAAUGGUAAGUUAGACUUUGCUGUUUGCUGCCAGGAGUUUAGCUUUAUGCUUGUUACAGCUGACAGUUCUAAGUAUGUUUUAAUUUUUCUUGUAUGUUAUAGUUAAAAGAAAAAAGUAGUUCAGUAUUUUGAGAUCUUCAACUUUCAAUAGUCUUCAUCAGUUCUUGAAUGCGAUCAGACAUACAGACUUAAUACAACUGAUUCCUUGUUUGAAGUGGCAGAUUUUCUAUGUGUUACCGUGGAAAAUAGCAAUGAGGUGACAACUGACUUAUUUGGGUGGGAUCAAAGCUUAUUUCUGGUACCAUGUCCUAUUUAGAAAAAGGUAGUGUUUGUAUGCUGAUUUACAGCUCUGGAACCUAGUCAGCAGCCUUGAAAGCCCCUCUUCAUUGCUUCCUCAUUAAUCCAAGCUCAGUUUACCAAGUUUUCUUUUGAUUCUGGUACUUCUUGCAUGAUUUAAACAUCCCCUUAUCCAAGAUGGCCUAGAUAGUAUGCGACAUGGACUUCUAGGUUUAGUAAAAGAUUUUAGGAAGUUUAUAAGCUGGUGACUUCUUGUUUCAAUUCAGCAAAUUGCCUCACUUUUGUGGGAGUGGAGCAGUCAGAGCUAAAAAUAAUCAUGAUUAAUAUCUUUUAAUGUUGGCAAUAGUUGUCUUUUACCUCACUGUAGAAGAACCUAGAAGCUGACAUUGACCAGCAUCGUAUUUUUAAGGGUGUAAUGAAAAUUAGGGCUUCUUGUAGCAGUGGAUGAAGGUACGUUUUUUAGGACUAACCUCCGUAUUUGUUUUUCUUAGUGUUCUAAUAAGGCUCUGUUUUUUUAUCAUGAAAACUGAAUUUGGCUGUCUUCUGGGAAAUCUUACAGAUAAGAUAUGGAAUCUUUACAUAAAACUUAGCCCUUUAUUGUACUGUUAUUACACCAGAUCAGAUGAAGAGGCUCCACUUUAUGAAGGUAUUACUUAAAUGUACUGCCAUUGUAGCAACACAGAACAGUAUUGAGGAAUGUGUUUGAGCAAUAAAGAGGUGCCACUGAAGUAAGAAAUUGGAUGGAAAAAAUGGUAAAUAGAAAAAGCAAAAUUGUAAAGCAGAAAAGUGAAAAGCUUCCAGAAAGCGAUUUCUCUGUGUAUCUGAAAUGUUUUAUACACUCCUUAAUAGUCCUUGUGUUACCCUAGUAAAAAGGAAGGCUUGAAAAAUCUCUUGAAUGUCAUUGAUUAUUUAAAUGUGCUACUGAUUGAAUCAGCAGCAUAUUCAAGAAAAAGUAAUUGAGCUAUUUUCUGCCAAGAUGGAAGAGUGAAUGUAUUGUAGAAAGGAAACGUACUAACAAUUUCGCAUCAUAAAUAUUCCAGUUUGUUUCUUUGGCAGAAUUGUUGUGAAAACACUUUAAAAUGUCUUGGGCGUUAUACAUUGUUUGGAUCAACUAAGAACAGCGAGCUUGAUGCCAAAUCAGGUUUGUGUGGUAUUAAGAUAGCUAACAGGUGAAGACCACAUACUAUUUUCUGUCUGUUCUAGGAGUGGUUCCAUCGUAACUGUGAGCAGACAUAUCAUUAAUUAAAGGAGCUGAAUUUGGAACUAAUAAUCCUUUUUGUUAGACUCCAUGUGUUCAAGAGCUAUAGCUUUAAAAAAGUGAGUCAGGAAGUGGCAGUAGUAGUUCAAUAGUCCUACAAUAUUGGAGUGGAGGAGGAAAGAUAUGAUGUUGUCACUGCAAAAAGUGCAAAAGCAAAGUCUCGAAGGGAGGUCUCUGGGAUGAGUACCUGCAACUUAAGCAUUUUAAUGUUAAACAUUUGGUUAAAAAUAGCUACUACUUCUACGGGGCGGGGGGUGGAAUCUUAUAAGCAUCUAACAAAUUUUUAAAUAUUGUGCAACAGUCUAGCCUUUGCACAAGCCACAAAUCAUUGAAUAUUUUUCAGGAAGAAUACAAAUUAGUUUUGCUCAGCAGUUGAGGAUUUAUCUCUGUGCAUCAUCAGAAAUGUGUUUAUUUCAGCAAUUAAAACACUUGGUCCAGGAGUAAAAGUCAAAGCAUACUACUUACUACAAAUCUCAGGAAGCAGAAAAUGCCUGACUUGAUUAGCUGGCACGGUUUUUUAGACCAAUUACCGUGACAAAGGAAAGACAGGAAAACUUUCCUAAGAUCAGUAGGAAAAUUUAAACUCACAAGCCUGAUACUGUGCCCUUCUUGUCAGCCUACUCAGCCGAACAUUACACAGCCUUACUUGAAGUCUGUCUUUGAUUUUGCAACCUGAGAGAUCGCUUUGUUCUCAAGAUGGUUUCUUACUAAAUUUCUUGAAAUAAAGUCACAGGCUUUUUUGUUUACGGACGUUAACUGCAAAAUCCCCUGUCAAAUUGGACAUAUUGGUAUUGAUAACAUAACGAAUUUUGUGGCCAUCAGGAUAUAAAUGUGAGUAAUCUUUCUUGAGGAUUUUGUUGUUGUUGUUGUUAUAAUUCUUCUAUAAAAGUUAAUCGAAUUACUGUACCGAAAUAAUUAUGUUGAGAAGCUUUUUUAUUUUCAUCUUGUCCUUGCUGUUCUUGUCAUCUGGUAAACCAAUGCUUAAUUAACAUUCCAAGGAUUAGAGAAGAAAUUAUUCUGCAAAUAGUGUUAUUGUGCCUUUAACAAACACUUCCCAAGCUUCUAUGAAGUUUUACCAUUUACCAUUGGAGUGAUGUGAGCUUACUUCUGAAUCUUUGAUUUUAUUUGGAUCAUUAAACAUUUGAUAGGCAUUACUUAUCUUAAUUUUAAAAUGUCUUAAUAUGGAUCAUAAGCGUAAAGUCAAAGGGGAAUAUUUUUCUAAAGCACAAGGCGCAUGAAAGUGCCAUCAUCCCUCAGUGAGAGUAGAGCACCUAAUUACCUCUUAUGCAUUCAGAAAACCUGUUGACAAAUGCAGCCUUUUAAAAGCUGCUUUUAAUGAAGCUGCUCGAAUGUCUACUUAGAUGAGAAGGUUUUGGUGUCAACAUAAUAUGCUUACCCAAUUAACCAAUUUAAUAAAUAAAUAGUGAAGGAGUGGGACUCAGUAAAAAUUACGCACUAAAAUACCGUACAUUGUGUUAAGGUUUUUUAAGAUACUGUAAUGUAAAAAGCAAAAAACCUUCUUGCUAAAUGGACAAUGGUGUCAGCAAAAAUUCCUGUAAGUCAUUAGGAUUGGUGCUGUGUGUGGUAGAAUGAUUUUUUGUUGUUGUUUUUUGUUUUAAUCAGCCGGAUAGCUAGAAACCUUUCAGAUUUCUGAUAUUGUUGCUAUUGACUGCUAGUGUGGGGGACACUUUUUUUUAAAAAGCUAUCCCUUUGGUUCAUAAAUGAUAAAUUUGACUAGCAUUUAUUUUGUGUAUUUGCUCAUUACAGUGCUAUAAACUGGAUCUUAUCUUCUGGGGCCUCUGACUGGGGAAGUAUGAAAUAGCUAAAUAGGAGAGCAAAGAUGGGGUGGUAACACUAAGCUUAAAAAUCAUUAUUGUAAGUGCUCCUGUAGCAGAGGAAGCAUGAGCAAAGCUGAAAGGUGAUGUUCCACAGCAAAGGGACGUUGUUUUAUUGGGAGAUGGGAAAGGAAUGAAGAGAGAGUCUGUUUUUUGUAAGAAGCAGUGUUCAGGAAAGAGGACACCUGGGUUUAUAGUUAAAAGGACACUCAAGAAUAGAGAGGAUGCAGAGGCAAGAAAACACACCCACAUGAAUUCCGUAUUGUAAAGGGUGAUUUUUUUUUUUUUUUAACAAUCUGUUGCGAAGCGUGAGUAUCGCGCAUACAACACCUGAAUUUUUGAAGGUAUAACUUGUAAAGUCAAUGUAUCCACAUGGUUAGAACCCUCAAAGAGGUGUGGUUAAGCAGCUCUGAAUUUGGGAUAUGAGGUGGGAGAUAGCCAGUGGUAAUAGGGGGACUCAGGUUGUUUCUGUUGGAGGGGAAAAAACUGAUAACCUGUGUUAGCGAAAAAAACAACCAAACAAAAGCUGUGGAAGAAGUAGGAGUUCUACCGAAGUUGCUGGGUAAAGCCAGCACUGCAGUCAGCGCUCAAAAGUUUAAGAGCUUCUACGCAAAGCUUGAACAGCUUAUACUGUGAGGCUUGAACAGGGUUUUGUCACAGAGAAAGUAGAAUGCAAAUAAGAGACUUGCUAUAUGAAUGACAAUACGCUGUGCAGUGGAAAGCCGUCUACUAACCCAAACGAUCGCUCUGCAAGAAAUGCUCCAAGAUAUACAUUUAGCAAGAGCUUUGCAUAAGCACUGCCUAGGUUAAGUUACUUUUUAAAAAAUAUAUAAAUUAAACUUGAUUUUAAUUAAAUAUUGAAAUGUUAUUGUG
Messenger RNA from Struthio camelus australis, 5643 nucleotides. The record is from RefSeq and is a predicted model, not a curated record. Lineage: Eukaryota; Metazoa; Chordata; Aves; Struthioniformes; Struthionidae.